AUGGGACUCCGCGACGUCCAACGCGAACAAACCGACUACUUUGCCUUUCACCGCAUGGGCCGAGCCUCGGCCUGGUCCCGCCAAAAACGCCGCGAGGCCAUCCACAACCUCGAGUUCCCCCGUCGUCGACCUGCGCGCUGGCCAGGGUUUGGGCCCCCGCCUCCUCAUCAUCUUCAUCCGGGGAGACAUACCUUUCGGGAGCCGGAGCCGUAUCGAAAGAGUCAGGAGGAUGAAAAGAAGGAAGGGCCGUCGACGGGGGUGCAGAGACGGGCGCGCAGAUUGGAACGACUACUGGCGCAGGAGGGGAUGAGGUUCGAGAAGGUGUUGGGGUGGGGAGGGUUUGGGAUGGCUUGUUUGUUUAGUAUGUCUUCUGCUGGACCUGGACCUGGAGGGGGCCAGGGGGGAGGGGAAAAGGUGGUGGUGAAGAUUGAGUUGGAGGGAAGGGAUACGAUUGAGAAGGAGAGGAGGAAUUAUGAGUUGAUGCGCGACGCCCAUCACGUCCUCCACAUGUACAACCUCGCCGCCGAAGAAGCCAUCGAAGAGAGCGACCUCGCAGCCGGCGGCCUUUUUCUCGAGUUCAUGGAGCGUGGCACCUUGGAGAAAUGGAUCGUCAAAAUGGCCAAAGAACGAAAAACGUUCAGCGACAGGGCACUAUGGACCAUCUUCGACUGCCUUGUGCGCGGUUUGGUUGCUUUGGCUUACCCCGGAACGAAGUGGAGGGCGGAAGAGUCAGCUAAGGAUUUCAACGAGAGCCCGAGAGAUACAAUGGUUCACUUUGAUAUUGAUCCUACUAAUCUUCUGGUGGGAGGCUUUGGCACAUAUGGACAACGUAACCAUGCAAUUGCGCCGAUACACAAGAUUGGCGACUUGGGCUUAGGAGAAAUCUUCAAUUUCCGCGCACGGCGAGAGACGGAAAGAGUAUGGUAUGCCCGCCAGUCUGGCAAAGCUUAUCUCUACACACCUGAACAGUUUACCGAAGAAUGGGAUUGGCACAUCGCCGCACCAGCCUCCGACGGGGCACCGACGGCGGGCAACUAUCGAGAAAGCAUGAACCUUUGGCAGAUGGGUUGGACCAUGUAUGCCUUGAUCACCUUGUGUUGGCCCAAUGAGAAAAAGGAACCGUUUGUAUACGCCAGCAGGGUGUUCGACCGACCGGUGAAAGAUGCUACCUACGGGGGUGAUCUGUUGUACUCUGGGCGGUACGAUGACACGGACCGAGAUCUGAGAAGAGUGGUUGCGCAGUGCUUGUACCACUCUCCGUUAUCGCGACCCACGCUCAGGGAGCUCGAGGUGCACAUAAAGGACAAGCUGAGGACCAGAUUAAACAACUCGGAGGAGGAAGCGAGAGCAUGGGCCAAGAGAUUCUACGGAGAGCCAGAAAGGCGGCGGCCGGCACCGCCUCCAGCUCCUGCCCGUGAGCGUUGGAAUAUGGGUGCUCAUCCUCCGAACCGGUUCGGCGGGGCAGCGAGGGCUCGGUUCGGAAAGGUGUUUUCGAACGAGAGUAUCUUGGACUUGGAGAGGAUACGAAGACGGAGGGCAGAUGAGGAUCACCGGCCCGUGAUUCGACGACAACCACAGCCUCGCAGAUUCUGGAGGGACUAA
Messenger RNA from Neurospora hispaniola, 1602 nucleotides. Its product is annotated as kinase-like domain-containing protein. NCBI's taxonomy places the organism in Eukaryota, Fungi, Ascomycota, Sordariomycetes, Sordariales, Sordariaceae. Bases 1 to 1602 code for a protein of 533 amino acids. Gene Ontology annotation, molecular function: ATP binding; protein serine/threonine kinase activity. The transcript has 5 exons. Gene Ontology annotation, biological process: protein phosphorylation. Gene Ontology annotation, cellular component: cytoplasm. The record is from RefSeq and is a predicted model, not a curated record.